This is a messenger RNA of Histoplasma mississippiense, 111 nucleotides long. RefSeq lists its product as hypothetical. The record is from RefSeq and is a predicted model, not a curated record. Lineage: Eukaryota; Fungi; Ascomycota; Eurotiomycetes; Onygenales; Ajellomycetaceae. The coding region runs from base 1 to 111 and encodes 36 amino acids. The transcript has a single exon.
AUGCUUCUCAACAUCUUGAAUGAGGCCAUCAGUACAAGCAUUUUCAAGCUUCUGAUUGAGGAAGAGUCAGAUGAUCUGAUGAAUGCACAGUUGAACAUGGAGAGGAUAUAG